AUGUCAAAAUCGACAACAUCAACACGAAGUAAUUCUGUUGAAUCACCACCUGGUGAAAAUGAUAAUAUAAAUAGUUUUCCAGCAACUCCACAACAGGAUUGUGUUAAUAAUUUAAUAAUAUCAACAUCACAAACAAUUAUGGAGAAUAAUGAUACAAUGACAACGUCAACAAAUGAGUGUAUUAUUAUACCGACAAGUCCACCACCGUCGUAUGAGCAUGUGCUGGAAGAGACACGAAUGGCAGCUGAACAAUCAUCAUACACUGAAACAUCAGACAACAUAGCAAAUGAAAAUUGUGAAGAGAAUCACAAUUGUGAUGAUAUGAACAAUAGUAGUGCAAUGUGUUCUAAUGAAGAUGACAGAGACGACUAUGAUGAAGACGAUGAAGCAUCAACAUGCAAUGAUGAGGAUUGUGAUAAUAACGAUCAUCACCAUCAUCAUCAUCAACACCAUCAUACCCAUGAUUGUCAACAUCAACAAGAUUGCCAACAUGAACAGGAACAAGAACAACCGCCAUCACCACAAAAAGGUCCACAAAUAUUACAUAAAUCAAGCAAAGAAUUAUAUAAAGCUGUUGCAAAACAAUUUGGUAUUACAUGUAAAAUGUCUGACCAGUGUCGUUGUUUGGAUUGUCAGAGUCAUUAUUUUGAGUGUGAAUAUGAGGAAAAUGAACAAGAGAAAACUGACGGCGGUUUAGGUGCUGGUACACCCAUGUUUAUAUCAGAGGUGAUGCAUGGUUCUGCAUGUAAUAUAUUGUAAAAUGCUUUCAUUUUUUGUUGACUUAAACUUUUUUUUUACCUAUUUCGUUUUUAAUUGAUUUUAUUGUUUUUAAUUUAUGAUUUCAUAAAGAAACUUAUAGGCGUUCAAAAUAAAUAUUAAGAAAAUCGUGAAGUACGCUCUGUGUUUUCGAACUGUACUUGACUAGAUUUGAAAUCAGGAUUAAAAAGUUUAAAUAGAAAAUAAUUUUCAAU
Chrysoperla carnea is the source of this 971-nucleotide messenger RNA. Its product is annotated as homeobox protein 13-like. The record is from RefSeq and is a predicted model, not a curated record. The coding region runs from base 1 to 759 and encodes 252 amino acids. NCBI's taxonomy places the organism in Eukaryota, Metazoa, Arthropoda, Insecta, Neuroptera, Chrysopidae. The transcript has 2 exons.